UUUUAAAAUCCAAUGGAAUAAACGACGAUUCAGAACUAUUACCGUAUGAUCUAGAUAAAAAGGGAGCCGAUGACUUACAACAUGAUUCUGAUUUAAAUCUACAACCGACGAAAAGGAGACGCAACAGUAGCGGAAGUUCAAGCAGCAGUGCAAAUGAAAAGAGAGGAAAACUGGAGAGGAAAAGUUCCAGAAGCAGUGCCAACGAGAGGGGGAAACUGGAGAGAAAAAGUUCCAGUUCAUCUUCUGGGUCAGUAACUAAAGACAACAAGUUAAAUUCAAAGCGACAAAAUGGUACAGAAAGUAAAGAUGUUCCUCUCGGCACGUCUAAUAUAGUCACUGAAAAGAAAACGCGGAGUGAUUCCUCAAGUUCUGAUGAAAACGCAGAACACGAAAGUCUGAAAAGGAAGUCUAGCUCAAGUAGCGAGGAAAAAAGCGAAACAGAAGGAACUCUGUGUGUUAAUUCUGUGGAAAAGCGACUAACGGUAUAUGAAGAGCCGUGGGAUAGCAAUACACGUCCAGAAGAAAUUGAAAACUCUGAAUUGAAAUACUCAGACCACAACACCUCACUUUCCAGUAUUGAAAAUCAAAUAAUUGGAGAUCAUUUACCGUUAAUAUCCAAACAGCUUAACACUGAUAAGGAAAAGAAAAAAGGCUUAACAACAAAUCGCAACAGAACAGAGUCCAGUUCAAGCAGCGACAGUAGAAGCAGUAAAUCGUCCGGUGUAAAACACGUAACAUCCAGUCAGUCAAGCGAAGCACCACCACUUCCUACAAGUGAGCAACCAGAAAUCAUGGUAGACUCAGCAGCCGAACAAAUGGAAGUGAAACUUAUUUCAAGUGACCUCAAGUCUGAAUUACCACCACAAAAUGUGAAUUAUUUAGGAACUGCUGAUUCUGAGCCUGAGGUUGGUUGUAAACGACUUUCUGUUACGUAUUAUGGCCCCGUUUACAUGCAUGAUAAUGUACUCAUUAUGCCUACAUCAUCAACUCAGUUUUCUGGUGGGGACAGUUCGUAUCAAAGUGGUAUGAUUUUUCAAGGUCAAAUUGAACUUGAACAUGUACCACAGGAUCAGUUUGACAUCGAUUCAACUGAAAGUGCAAAAGAGGAAGAUGAGAGCACAAAUAAGUCACUAGAAAUAUCCAAUAUAAAGAUCAGUUUAUCUACUGACAACAGCGAUAUUAAUGAAUUGGAAGACGAUGUUGUUCCAGUUAUCACAGCAGAAUUUGUAAAUCAAAACGAGGCAUCUGUUCCACCAGCCGAACAUGAAAAUACAAAAUCAAAAACUAAUUCCAGUUCAUCAAGUUCGUCAAGUUCAUCAGAAUCAGAAAAUGAAACAAAACAUUCAGAAAAGAGACGCAUAGAAACACCAGUUGUUUUUAAGGAAACUAUUAAGUCAAAGGUUGGUUCAAAUUUGUCCAAUUCAUCAGAGUCUGAUACUGAAAAGGAAAAAACUAAAGAGACCAAAAUCAGCACACCAGUUUCUUUGGUUACAACAAAUGAAAAUGUACUAACUAAAACAAAGAUAGAUUUAAGUUCGUCCAGUUCAUCUGAGUCUGACAGUGAUAAGACGAACAUAAUACACUCAGGAAAGAAACCGGUCGGUUCGCCAUCGCUCGUACCAAUAUCCACAGAAGAUAAUCCGUCUAAUUCGAAGACUAAUUCAAGCUCAACAGAGUCUGAAAGUGAAAAGGAGGAAACAAUCUGUGUUCCAAAGACGCAAAUUAAAUCGCCAGUAUCUGUAUAUAUGCCAACAAAUAAUGACCAAACAAAGUCUAAAAAUGAUUCAAGCUCAUCGGAAUCUGAUAGUGAAAAUGAAAGACAAUAUUUAGAAAAGAAAGAAACAGAAAAAUCGCUUCCUACUGCAAAAGUUAAAUCCAAAGUCGAUUCAAGUUCAUCAAGUUCAACAGAGUCUGAUGACGAAAAGCAGACAUUGGUUUUAUCAGAAAUUACAGAGAAGCAGGAAAUACUCAGAUCGGAUGUCAAAGAGAAAGGAGACGAACCGGGGAAAGUGUGUUCAUUGCCAAUUAAUACAGUUCAAGGUGAAGCUUCUUUUAAGGAAGUUAAAUCUGAGAGUGGCAGUGGAUCAUCAUCUUCGUCAGAUUCAGAUUCAGAAUCUAAUGAUCACAAAGAAAAAAACGAAAACAAUUUAGUAAAACCGAAAACAGUAUCAUCAAACUCUGAAGACGAAAUAAAACAAGAUAUUAAACACCACAAUGGUUUAUCAGAAAUCGACAUUUCUAACCUAGAUAAUGGUUUGCAGAAUACAGAUGUUACUAAAACAUUACCGACUACCGAGCCAGUGUCUGUUGAACCUUCAAACGACACCAAAAUUAAAUCAAGUGAUUCGAGUUCAUCAAGCUCGUCAGAUUCAGAAACGGACGACAAACAAAACCAGAAUAUAGAUAUAUCGAAAAAAAGACCAAUGUCCUCUGAAGAUGAAGGGAAAAUAAUAAUAAACAAACCCAGUAUCGGGAGAGAAAUAGAGGAUGCUGUUAUGCCAGUUAUUCGACCAAAAGAAGUAGUAAACAGUGCGCAACCAGUUAUACCAGAAUACGAACAAACAUUAGAGUACGAAAUACCUUCUGUAGAUGUGAACAAACCAGAUAAUGAACUACCUAAUGAAACAAAUUUGUCAUCAAUUGACACAUCACAUUCACUUGAAACUGUGGAGAACCCUAUAAUUAUUAAAUCGGAAUUAUCAUUACCGCCACAACCGGAUAUAGAUAUAGCAGAUGCAUUACCAGCUUCACCCGAAGCUGAAAUUAUCCUACCAGAAAUAAACAUAACCACUGAAUCUUCUGUCAAAUCCGAAUAUGAAUCGUACGGAAAGAUAGAUAACGACAAGACAUCUGGACAGGAAUUAGAUUCUGAAGACUUCAAGGAUGAUUUAUCUAAAAAAGACGAUAAACCCUCUGUUCGUCUGCAGAAACAGAAGAGCAAGACAUCAAAAUCGUCGUCUUCAAGCGAAUCUAGUUCUUCGAGUUCUUCCGAUUCCGAAUCUUCGCAUGGUUUCGACGUUUCUUCGAGAAAAGAAAGGGAGAAUGCAAAAAGUGAUAUGAACAGGGAGAAAAAUGCAGAGGAUAUUAAUUCACACAAAGAUGACGUCAUUGAACUUUUGGAGAAAACAAAUUCUGUUGAAAUGGAAGAAAGCGCAAUUAUAGAUAUACCGUCCAGGAAGAUAAAUUUAGUCGAUGCUGUGGUAACACCAGAGUUUGAUAUUUCACAAAAAAUGAAAGAAAUUGAUUCUAAAAUGAUCGAUUUAGAUUUACCAGACAUAAAUAAACCGAUAUAUGGUGCUGAAUCAGAAGUUAUCGCAAAUAUCAAAACCUGCGAACCGGACGUUGACAUGAGUUCACCUGCUACAUCAUCAGAUAUUACAUUUGAUUGCAAACCAGAAAUCGACUCCAAUUUAAAAACUCAAAGUCUCGACUAUCCUAAAAUUGAUCCAAGCAAAAAACUGAUGAACGAAUUUGACAGGCAAAAUGCUUUUGAAGUAGAUAUACCAUCAGACAAAGUCAGUAAAACUUUCGAUGAUGCAGUAUCGAUGGAACUACCCCAAAACUAUAUGCAAUAUAUUCCAGAUAAUUCAGAAUUCGAAGUUCCAAAAGGAAAUGUACCAGCAAUCAGCAUGGAACAACCAAUAGAAGGCACAUCUUCAAAAUCCACUAAAAAGGCACACAAAACAAAAGAUUCAGGAAAAAGAAAACCAGACUUUGGAUUAAAAAUUCCAGAAAAGAUAACAUCAUUGGUACAUAAACUGUCGUUUAAAGGUGGUGAUAAAAACCGACUAAAAUCGACGGAAAAUUUAACUGCAUCGGAGCCUAUUCUUUAUAAGACAGUAACAAUAUCUGGUACCGAAAUGAGCCCGAAAACCAAAGAUAAGAAAGAUGACAGAACUGAAACAAAGGAACCAACGAAAAAAGCAAGUAAGAAAAGAAGCAAGUUUCGAUUAAAGAAGAAACAUAGAUCAACGUCAUCGUCUUCCUCUUCGUCAAGUGAGUCUGAAGACGAAAAGAAAAAGAUUCAAAGUGAUAUGAAUCAUGCAGAUAAAGAGGUCCAAGUUAAUGUUUUCAAAGUUGAUCUCAAAACGAAAGCUGUUCCUAAACCAGAUGGAAAACAAAGCAAGAAGAAGAAACAUGCCAGAGAAGGACCAUCCCCACCAACAACUCCAGAAUCGCCAUUCGAUAAAUUAUCUCACAUAUUCCAUAGAACUCAUAAAGCAAAGAUCACAGAACCAAUAAAAGAGGAUAAAAAGAAAGAAAAAGAGAAAAAAGAAAAUAAAAAGUCCCCAUCAAGAUCUUCGUCUGAUAACAGACAUAGAAGCACAUCACAAACGUCGACAGAUGAGCAGACGACAAAAUCCGAUGACUACAACCAACCGGAAGACGAAGACGAUAAACAUCGUCAUCAUUUAGAGAAUGAAGACAAAAGUCCUCUUAAAACACUACAAGAGUAUUCAAAACUUCUGGAUAAACAAGUUGCUAGAACGCGACCUGAUAUGUCACCAGACACAGACGAAAAUACGACUAAAGAAAAUAAACAACUGAAAGGAACAAGUGACGAAGAAAAUUCAAUAAUGCAAGAUAAGGAAACAGUCCCUAUUUCAUGCUCUGUUGAAGAACUAGUUGUUGAGGAAAAGAUUGAACGAGUUGAGGCACCUCAAAAAUCGUCAUCAGAGUCAGUUUCUUCAGAUAACGAAAAUUUGAAAGAAGUUAUAACAGCGAGUGCUGUUGAAAGAAAAGCGUCACUGUCUUCCUUGGAACGUGAAAUUUUCCCUACAACUCCUCAAAGUGAGAAUGGUGAAUUAGAGGUUAGCAUUAGAAAACCUUCGCCGUCUAUUGACACAAAAUAUACAGAUUGUUCAUCUGAAAUUAUCAAUCCGGAUCUUCCUUCGCUGGAUCUAGAAACAGACCAAACCAUAGAAAUGAAGAAACCAUGGAUAUCUCCAGCAGACAAAGCAAAGUUAAAACGAUCUGAUAGUACGUCAUCAUCUUCUUCGUCUUCCUCUUCAUCGUCUUCAAAGUCUUCCCAAAAAUCUGUGAAAGAAAAAGUAACUGAUGUGGAAAUACACUAUACAACGGAAACAAAGAAAACACCAGCCAAUGUGGAGACGGAAAGAAAAACCAUCCAAGAGGAAUUUAUCAAGCAAGAAGGACAACCCAGACUAAAUGCUGUUUUAAAUAAAAAGCUACCGAACGUAUCAGAAACAGAAGACACACAGCCAGAUAUUGCUCCAAGAAGGGAAUUAUCAAUUGACAACACAGAACGUCUAGAGGUGGAACAUGCUCUCCAGACGUUAGACAACUCCAUCAUAGCAGCAGAGCAAUCGCCUCCCAAAUACCAAGGUCAUUUUGUAGUAGUGGCUAUUGACUUUGGGACAGCUUAUAGCGGCUAUGCUUUCAGCUUUACUCGUGAUCCUGAUAGUAUCCAUAUGAUGAGAAAAUGGGAAGGAGGGGAUCCUGGCAUCAUAAAUCAGAAAACCCCCACCAUUAUGUUACUGACCCCUGACGGAUCGUUCCAUUCGUUUGGGUACAAUGCCCGUGAUAACUACCAUGAUCUGGACAAAGAAAGGGCUCAAGAAUGGAUGUACUUUGACAAGUUCAAAAUGACCCUACAUACAGCUACUGAUUUGUCGACAGAUACAAUGUUAACAGCUGCCAAUGGCCGUAACUACCCUGCCUUAAAGAUAUUUACAUACGCAAUGUCUUACCUUCGAGAUCAUGUGAUCCGGGAAUUGUCAGACCAAUCUGGUGUUAAGAUCCUAAAUGAAGAUAUCCGAUGGGUGGUAUGUGUACCUGCCAUAUGGAAAGCACCAGCUAAACAGUUCAUGAGACAGGCGGCGUACAAGGCUAGUAUUGCAUCUGAAGAAUUCCCAGAUCAACUUCUAAUUGCAUUGGAACCUGAGGCAGCGUCUAUUUACUGUCGGAAGUUACGUAUGCACCAGUUAGUUCCAGAAUCUCCUCGUCAGGUGCAGUCUCCAACUAGAAACGAACCAGUCAACUUAGAUAAUGCAUUCGAAGUUUCUAAUCAAGGUACCCGUUACAUGGUAGUAGAUUGCGGUGGUGGAACUGUUGACAUAACAGUACAUGAGUUGGACAGUACUGGAAAAUUAGCAGAACUCCAUAAAGCAAGCGGCGGUCCAUAUGGAUCCAUCGGUGUUGACGUUGAGUUUGAAAAGUUAUUAAUGUCAAUUUUCGGGAAGACAUUGAUCGAGCAAUACAAAGUCAAAAGAUCUGCAGGUUGGGUUGAUAUGCUGAUAGCUUUCGAGUCGAGAAAAAGAUCUGCAUCACCGUAUAAAACAUCGCCUCUAAAUGUAGCAUUGCCUUUCUCAUUCAUUGACUACUACCGAAAACAUAAGUUGACAGGUAUAGAUACAGCUAUAAAACGACAUGGAGACAGAGAUGUCACAUGGUCCUCACAAGGAAUGCUGCGACUGGCACCUGAGGCAAUGAACAUAUUAUUUAAACCAACAAUUCAAAAAAUCAAAGAAAAGAUUGGUUCUAUAUUGAAUAAUAAUAUCAAAGACCUGAAAUAUAUGUUCCUUGUUGGUGGAUUUGCUGAGUCCGCCAUUGUACAAAAUGAAAUAAGACAAGAAUUCGGAAAUUUAAUUCAAGUUAUAAUACCACAAGGGGUUGCUAUGACGAUUCUUAAAGGUGCUGUGUUAUUUGGCCUUGAUCCAACAAUUGUCAACGUAAGAAGAUGUCCUCUUACCUAUGGAGUUGGUGUCCUUAAUAGAUAUAAUCCGAAAAAACAUCCACUGAAAAAGAAAGUUUCACGCCAAGAAAUAGAAUGGUGUACGGAUAUUUUUGAUAAAUAUGUUGUUGUCGAUCAGGCAGUUACAAUUGGUGACGUCAUUUUACGUAGUUAUACUCCAGCCCGUCCUGACCAAAGACUUAUUCAAAUCAAUAUUUACUGCUGUGAAGACAAAGAUCCAAAAUUUAUAACGGAUCCAGGAGUACAUAAAGUAGGAACAGUAACAUUACAUUUGUCAGGGACCAGUGAAGACAAAAUGCCAAAGAGGCGAGAGAUACAAACAAGGAUGCAGUUUGGAGAAACUGAAAUCAGAGUUAGUGCUCUUGAUGUAUCUACGGGUGAACAUAUCCAAUCGACUGUUGAUUUUCUCAGUCGAUAAACGGUGAUUUCGUUUUGUAUUUUAUGUAACAAAUACUAUAGUUGAUAUUAACUUUAUGUCAGAACUUAGAAAUAUCUUUAUAUUUAUAUUUGUAUUACGUAUUUAACUUAUUGUGCCAUAUCUAAAACCAUUUUAACCAAUAUCUUUUUUGUCUCAAACAUCUUGAUAGAUGCAGAUUUUUAUAAUACGCUUUGUAGUAAUGUACAAAAAGCUAAAGAAGUGAAGGUAUUAUUUCAUUUCAGCUUUAUUUGGGUGGAAUACUGAAGAGAGAAAAAAAAAGUAACGGAAACAAAUAUAUAAAUCACUGUAACAUGAAGUGAUUUGUAUUGCAAACUAGUGCAAACAGUUUAAAUAUCUAUAAAACGAGUAAAUAGUUCUUAUUUUUAGAUAAUGCGUUCUGCUAAGGCUUUCAAACUUAUAUGAAAUUCGACAGUAUAAGCAAUACUCUGAAAUGUGAUUGAGAUAUACAUUACUUAUUACUUUAAAUGCACGUUUAAAGACACCAGCAGUACAACCGUUAAAAAAUUCCUGAAAUUCUUUGAAAUAGCUAUGUCUAAUCACAAACAGUUCAUAUAGAUCUUUUAAAUACUGAAAAAUGUUUUUCGAUGAUUUUUUUGCUGGAAUAAUUUUUCUUUGUUAUAUAUCUCCAGUAUAAAUCAAAGAACUAUUAAUGGAUGUGCAUGAGAAAAAAAUGAGAUUACUAAGGAAGACGCUGAAGACGUUUAAAGAUAAAUUGAGUCCUAUAAAUAUGUGUUCCGCUUGGCGUCACUUAGGGAUCAAUAUUGUAAUAUUACGUCUGCGUUUUGUAAUACUGUUCUUGAACUCGUCUUCUCCUUGAUAACUCACUGGAAACUAGAAUAGUGUCAAGUAUUCACAGAUUUGAAAAGGAAGAUUGCACUAUCUAUAACUAUAUCCAACAGCUGUUUGUCUGAGAGAGAGAGAGAGAGAGAGAGAGAGAGAGAGAGAGAGAGAUUCCAUCCAAUCACGUACAACACAUGUCUUCCAUGGAAUAUUAUAUAUUAUUUAAUAUUUUUUUGUAAUAUUUCUAUCAUGUAACAAAACAUUUAACUAUGUAUUAUGUUAUUUAUGAUAUAAAAGAUAUAAUAUUAUUUUGUAUUUCAUAUAGGGUGUACUUUAGGUAAGUAAUCUAAAUUGUUACCGACUUUAGAGUAUGCAUCUAUACAAACCUAUGUAUUAUAGUUACUUAAAUAAAAUAGCCAAUCGUGUUA
This is a messenger RNA of Mytilus californianus (California mussel), 8362 nucleotides long. RefSeq names its product WASH complex subunit 2-like. The record is from RefSeq and is a predicted model, not a curated record. The transcript has 9 exons. The coding region runs from base 792 to 7133 and encodes 2113 amino acids. NCBI's taxonomy places the organism in Eukaryota, Metazoa, Mollusca, Bivalvia, Mytilida, Mytilidae.